Molecule: messenger RNA, 926 nt
Organism: Vanrija pseudolonga
Lineage: Eukaryota; Fungi; Basidiomycota; Tremellomycetes; Trichosporonales; Trichosporonaceae
Product: DNA repair protein rev1
Exons: 6
Coding region: 10-852 (280 amino acids)
Biological process (GO): error-prone translesion synthesis; error-free translesion synthesis
Cellular component (GO): nucleus
Molecular function (GO): deoxycytidyl transferase activity; DNA-directed DNA polymerase activity
Source: RefSeq, a predicted model, not a curated record
ACCGCCGUCAUGCCCUCCUCACCACCAUCCUCGCCAGAGGUCAUCUGCAUAUCCCCGCCAGGGAGCCAAGACAAGCCGACGGGCUCAAGGCCAGCGACAUCGACGAGCUCCGAUGCUCGCGCGGCGAGGGCGGCCGCCAUUCGCGCGUCCGUGGCCUCGUCGUCGGCCGCACCUUACACUGUGCCUUCCUCAUCUAAGCGCAAAGUCACGAGCUCACAGUCGCGAUCCCGCGUCACCGAGCGCAUGCUCAAUUCCAUGACCUCGGACAAGAAUCCCAUCACCCACUCGAACGCGUUCGAGAAGACCGACCACGUACACUCGUGCAGCACCGGACACCAGCAGCGCGGCGGCGACCGCGGCUUCUGGGCUGUCGCCCGGGACAUGGGCCUCAAGGCCGAGGGGGAAAAGCACACGUACUGGUCGGUGCGGACGGCCAAGGUCGAGGCCGGUGCACGGGAGAAGCAAACGUCCAUCUUCGCCGGCUGUGUCAUCGCCAUCAACGGCCCCACAGGCCCAAGGGUCUCCAACCUCCAGCUCCAGAACCUCAUCACGGCGAACGGCGGCCGCUUCGCCCCGCACGUGCACUCGGGCUGCACGCACGUCGUGGCCGAGCGGCUCAGCGGGUCCAAGGCGCAGAAGUACAUCAACGGACAGGGGAGCCGCGGGGCGAGCCGGCGCUCGCAGGUGGUCAAGGUCGAGUGGGUGCUCGACUGCGUGGCCAAGGGCAAGAGGAUCAGCGAGGCGGGAUACUCGUCCGUAGAGGACCCUACCCAGAAGAACCUGUUCGCCGCGUUUGGUUCCAAGCCGCCAACGCCAGCCUCUGCCACUGCUGCCGACCAGCAGUCUUCAUGACCCACGACAGCAUUACACAACACUCUGUACCAUUAGACAACCUCACGACCCUUACGCUUUUGCUAUGAUACCAU